Chara braunii is the source of this 2650-nucleotide messenger RNA. The record is from the annotation of a GenBank genome assembly. NCBI's taxonomy places the organism in Eukaryota, Viridiplantae, Streptophyta, Charophyceae, Charales, Characeae.
GAGUGAAGCCAUUGUCUCCCUCAGCGAGAGGCUGUUUGCUGAAGCGAUGGCUGUGCCAGGGGCACAAGAGGAAGACGACGAUGACGAAAGGGGGGGUAGAUCGAAGUCCAAGAAAAAAGCUAUGGCGGUUAGUUCCUCUCAGGCUGCUGCUGAGGCUCUUCAUCUCCUCGGAGCCAUGAAGCAAUUGCUGCCGUUGAUGUCAGCCAAGGCGAUUGCGCGGGCAAGCCAUCGGAUGGCCAACCUCUGCUCGCUCCAACAGCCAAUGCUGACCAGACUAGUGGCCAAUGCCAUCAAGAGCUUAUCUGAUGAGGUGGCGGGAAAAACGAGCUUAUCCGAUGACGUGGCUGGAAAGGGAAAGAGCGAGGUGGUGCCAGAUGUAUUGGCAGAGACAGUUGUCAAUAUCUUAGAGUUGGAGGAGGAAGGGAGGAUUGGUCGCAAAAGGGAUCCCGACGUGAUAAUGACCAUUCUGGAAAUGGUGAAAAGCACAUUCCUGGAUCUGCAUGAUCGGGAUCGCGCAGUUUGCUCCAAGAAACUUCCGCAAGUCUUCAAUCUUCUAGCUGGUAACUUGGCCUCUGAGCAGGAGGAGGUUGUUUUUGGCACGGCCGACUGUUUGAAGUUGCUGAUUGUAUGCUGCAUCGAUGAUGAAAUGAUUAACGAAGGCCAGAUGCAAGUGGGACUGGUUGCGGAGAGGAGGAAGGGUGGGCUCACACCGAUCGAGCGCCUCUCUGUUAUGGUUGAGGGCUUGCUUGGGUAUCAGUAUGCCAGUGCGUGGGAAACCACCCUUGUGGUGGUUUCGACCUUCCUGGAAAAACUAGCCAUCGGAACCGCCGUCGCCGCCAUGGGACCGGAACAGUUUCUCAAGAUUCUGCCCUUAGAGAUGGAUAACCAAGAUUUAUCGCAUUCGCGUGCUUGGCUAUUGCCUAUCAUGAAGCAGCAUGUGGUUGGUGCUCGGUUGCAAUUCUUCGCAGAAUACUUCCUCCCACUCUCUGCGAAGCUCAGAGAGCGUGCACGCACGUGUGCAGCAGAAGGACGGCCGGUGGCUGCGAAGAAUUCUGAAGCUUGUAUUGUUCAAAUCUGGGCUAUUCUUCCAGCGCUGUGCAAUUACCCAUCGGACACUGCACGAUCUUUCCGUCUUCUCGCAAAGGCCAUAGGUGAUGCUCUGCUGAAGGAACCGGAGCUACGGGGGUCUAUUUGCAGCAGUCUGCAGAUUUUGAUUAAUCAAAAUAAGAAAGCACGUGGCGAUCCUGGGCUGAAUAACGAAGAAGAUGCUGAGGAGGAAAAGGUGUCUGAUGCUGACGGAAAGCCGCUGACUGCGGCAGAAGAGCGAGCAAGGGCUCUUCAUACACCUGAGGUUGUGUCGGCGAAUCUUGCAGCUAUUGGAGCUUUUGCCCGGAACUUUUUGCCACUGCUUUUUAAUGUCUUCAUCUCAUUGGAACCUGAGAAGAGGGCCUUCUUGCAGCAAACAAUUGAUGCAUUUGCUUCAGUGGCGGAUCCUGCGACCAUCAAGAGUUUUUUCAUGUCGGUCAUGGAGAAGCUCGUGGAAGCUCUGAAAGAGGCAGCAAGUGCAAAGACGGCAGCAGAUGGAGACGCUGCGAUGCAGGUUGAUGGUGAAAGUAAUAAGGCAGAGAUUGCAACGACACGAAGGUGCACCUUCAUGGAGUUGGCUGUGUCACUGGUACAAGGCUUAGAUGAUGAAUCGCUGCAUGUUCUCUAUAGGACGGCGAGGGUGGGAAUCCAGGACUCUGAUUUCAGUGUGCAGAAAAAGUCAUACAAGCUGCUGGCCAAGAUGUACGAGCUGAAAGGUGCCUUCAUGGCAUCGCUCACUCAAGAUAUGUUGGAGGCGUUGCUGGCUUCCCUAGGAGUCUGCCAUUCCACUGCCCGAAGAGGGCGCCUCAUUUGUGUGCAGCAUGUAGUUAUUAACCUCAUCAAGAGGAAGGACCCGCAGGCAUCGGACGCGUUGGCAACGCUGAUAAGUGAAGUUAUACUUGCUACAAAAGAGAACAAUGCAAAGACACGCAUCACGGCAUUUGAUAUCAUAUUGAACAUUGGCAAAAGUACAGAGGAAGUGGGUGGCCCCGAUCAAGGCGGCGGAAAUCUUCAGCGAUUCUUUACAAUGGUGGUCGGUGGUCUUGCUGGUACUACUACACGAAUGGUCAGCUGUUCAGUCAUGGCACUGGCACGCCUUCUGUACGAGUUUUCAACACGACUUUCACAUACUGUGCCACAGCUGCUUCCAACUGUUCUUCUCCUGCUUCGGAGUAAGAGUCGUGAAAUUGUCAAGGCCGUGCUGGGAUUUGUCAAAGUGGUUGUAAUGAGACUGCCUGGUACAGAGUUGGAACCACAUUUAGGAACAAUGAUCGAGGGCCUAACUGUUUGGUCAGAUGACACGAAGAACCACUUCAAAGCAAAGGUCCGCCUUAUCUUUGAGAUGCUGUUGAAGAGGUGUGGGUACGAUGCCAUUGCGGCAGUCAUGCCUGAAGAACACAUGAAGCUGCUUACAAAUAUCCGCAAGAGUAGGGAUAGAGCUGAGAGACACCGAAAGGAGGGGAGAAGUGUUGCAGGUGAUGGAGCGCAAUCAAUGAAGUCGAGGGCCACAACUGCCAGGUAAGGACGCAUGGUGCACCAUCGGAAUAUCAUGUGCUGUUUUGCA